UUGUUAGAAAUGGUUUUGUCAAAGGUGUUAGGUGACGUUCAACCUGAAAAAAUUUAUUAUGAUUUUCAUAAUAAAUUAUUUACAGCGUUGCGAGGGCGCUAUCCAGCGACAAGACUAAAAGGAACGCUUGAUGCAUACAGUCAUUUGUUGUAUGUCAAUGCAAUGGAGACAAUCGAUCUACGCGCAAGAAACGCAGUCCAUGAAAUUCGCAUCUUCACAAAAAUUUUGCUGCUUGCUUUGUUGCCUCCGCAACAAAUUGUAAAAGCUUUUGUACAAGUGGUUCAGAAUUUAAAUGAACAAAUGUUUCAAAAGUUUGAACUAUUUUGAUAUACUACUUGUCAGAAUGGCUCAACAAAGUCGGCCCGAGUAAUCUGUCAUUCUACAAUGAUGUAGAUGGCUUGUCAAAUUGCACUAGGAUUCAUUUUAAUCGCCUGCAGAACAUGAGUGGGGUCGCGCCUGAUACGUGGUCCUUCUUGGGUGAGUUAAAAUCAUUACUUUUUU
Molecule: messenger RNA, 501 nt
Organism: Cotesia glomerata
Lineage: Eukaryota; Metazoa; Arthropoda; Insecta; Hymenoptera; Braconidae
Exons: 2
Coding region: 10-327 (105 amino acids)
Source: RefSeq, a predicted model, not a curated record